Molecule: messenger RNA, 727 nt
Organism: Abrus precatorius (Indian licorice)
Lineage: Eukaryota; Viridiplantae; Streptophyta; Magnoliopsida; Fabales; Fabaceae
Product: 40S ribosomal protein S11
Exons: 6
Coding region: 77-556 (159 amino acids)
Biological process (GO): translation
Cellular component (GO): ribosome; cytosolic small ribosomal subunit
Molecular function (GO): structural constituent of ribosome
Source: RefSeq, a predicted model, not a curated record
GAGACGUGGUUAGGGUUUUUGAGUGCGGCUCCCCAAAUACUCUCCUCUGCAACAUUCGCCGAGAGCUCCCUUUACCAUGGCUGAACAAACUGAGAAGGCUUUUCUGAAGCAACCGAAAGUGUUUCUAAGCUCGAAGAAAUCUGGGAAGGGUAAGAGACCUGGAAAAGGUGGAAACCGCUUUUGGAAAUCCAUUGGUCUUGGAUUUAAGACUCCCAGGGAAGCCAUUGAAGGGACCUAUAUUGACAAGAAAUGCCCCUUUACUGGCACUGUUUCAAUUAGAGGCCGUAUCUUAGCUGGAACAUGUCACAGUGCUAAGAUGACAAGGACUAUAAUUGUUAGGAGGAAUUAUCUUCAUUUUAUCAAGAAGUAUCAGAGAUACGAGAAGAGGCACUCAAAUAUUGCUGCUCAUAUAUCUCCUUGCUUCCGUGUGAAGGAAGGAGAUCAUGUUAUUAUUGGUCAAUGCAGGCCACUCUCAAAGACAGUGAGGUUCAACGUGUUGAAAGUGAUCCCAGCUGGAUCUUCUAGUGGGGCAAAGAAGGCAUUUACUGGAAUGUGAGCUUUGAUUUUCAGUUUUUAUUGAAGGAAAGUGUUACCUUGUUAAUUAGUAGAUCUGAUUUCUGGAAGGUGACAAAUAUGACAAAUCCUCGUAGAAUUUUGUUUUACAUUAUGGUUUUUUGAUACUAUUAGCUUUCAUUGGCUCUAUGCAGACUCUUCAUCUGUUUUUCAA